Messenger RNA from Didymodactylos carnosus, 1941 nucleotides. The record is from the annotation of a GenBank genome assembly. NCBI's taxonomy places the organism in Eukaryota, Metazoa, Rotifera, Eurotatoria, Philodinida, Philodinidae.
AUGAAUGCCUCUAAUCGUCGUCACUUUAUCCAUGUGUGCUGCUUUGUUGUAUUUUUAUUUAUUUUCGAAAUAUUAGCCGGUGGAAUUGUCAUUUUUUCAUUCACUGAUAAAUCUUCUCCAUCUAUUGAUCCUGUUCAAUUAUAUGGUUUACCGUUAACAAUAUUCAUCUAUUUUGUUCGUUUAUUAUCGUUAUUACCUUUACCAUUAGUUUUAUGUCAUACAUUUGGUUUGUUAUUUUACAAUGUUUUUCCUGAACGCCCUGAUCUUCAUAAUUCUCCGCUAUUAGCACCUUACAUUUGUAUUAGAGUUGUUACACGCGGUGAUUAUCCAGAUUUAGUUCGUACAAAUGUUAAACGUAACUUGGACACAUGCUCAAAAAUUGGUUUAGAUAAUUUUAUUGUAGAAGUUGUUACCGAUAAAUUAAUUAAUCUGAAUACAACAUAUUCACAAAAACAUAUUCGAGAAAUAAUUGUACCAAAAGAUUAUCGAACAAAGACGGGUGCUUUAUAUAAAUCACGUGCAUUACAAUAUGCACUUGAAAAAGAUGUAAAUGUAUUACGAGACCAAGAUUGGAUUGUUCAUCUUGACGAAGAAACAUUAUUGACAGAGAAUAGUUUGCGUGGAAUUUUAAAUUUUGUUAAUGACGGACAAAAUUCAAUAGGACAAGGAUUAAUAACUUACGCAAAUGAAAAUAUUGUAAAUUUAGUAACAACAUUGGCUGAUAGUAUGAGAGUCGGAGUCGAUAUGGGAUGCUUAAGAUUUUGUCUUAAACAACUUCAUAAACCACCGUUCUUAUUCAAAGGAUCAUUUGUUGUUUGUCAAGCAGCAUGUGAAUUAAAUGUCACAUUUGAUAAUGGAAAAGCGGGCAGUAUAGCUGAAGAUACAUAUUUUGCAAUGUCUGCAAUGGCAAAAAAUUAUCGAUUUGGAUGGAUUGAGGGAGAAAUGUGGGAAAAAUCACCUUUCACAAUAUGGGAUUUUUUGCAACAACGUAAAAGAUGGCUUCAAGGAAUACUGCUUGUUGUACAUGAUAGAAAAUUACCAUUGCGCGUUAGAUUUUGUUUAGGUAUUGCAUUGUAUUCUUGGAUAACUUUACCAUUGACAUCAUCAAAUGUUGUUUUAACUCCGUUAUGUCCAAUACCAUUACAUUGGUCAUUAAAUUUUAUAAUUGGUUAUGUUGGAGCAGUAAAUAUUUAUCUAUACAUAAUUGGGGCUGUUCCAUUCGUUAAAGACGAGCAAUCAUCGUCCUCAGCAAAAUCCUCAUCGAUGAGUUCAUCCGAGGAGGUAUCAUGGAUAUCAUGGUUUUGUGGUUUGCGUGGUAAUGAAUUUUUUUGUGAAGUUGAUGAAGAUUAUAUCCAAGAUAAAUUUAAUUUAACUGGCCUCAAUGAACAAGUGCCACAUUAUCGUCAAGCAUUAGACAUGAUAUUGGAUUUAGAACCAGAUGAUGAAUUAGAUAAUCAAGAGAAUCCAAAUCAAUCAGAUCUGAUUGAACAAGCAGCUGAAAUGUUGUACGGUUUAAUACAUGCACGAUAUAUUUUGACAAAUAAUGGUUUAUCACAAAUGUUAGAAAAAUUUCAAAAUGGCGAUUUUGGUUUAUGUCCAAGAAUUUAUUGCGAUAAUCAGCCAAUGCUUCCAAUUGGUUUAUCUGAGGUGCCUGGUGAAGCCAUGGUCAAGUUAUAUUGUCCAAAAUGUAUGGAUGUUUAUACACCAAAAUCGAGCCGUCAUCAUCAUACAGAUGGAGCUUAUUUCAGUACUGGUUUUCCACAUAUGCUAUUUAUGGUACAUCCAGAAUAUCGACCGAAACGACCGACUAAUCAAUUUGUUGCAAGAUUAUAUGGUUUUAAAAUUCAUCAAAUGGCCUAUCAACUUCAAUAUCAAGCAGCAGCGAAUUUUAAACAAACAACAGCCGUUACCAGACCAAUUCAAACGAUAAUUAAAGACUGA